UGGUGGGCCAGUAGGGCCUCAGUUACCUUCACUCUGACAACGGGCGUUUACAUUGCUUUUUUUUUUACGUUGGCUUACCUUCGAAUUAUACCAAGUUUUUGUUGCAAGGAAGGGAGAGCACAUCUUGGUAACGUGUUAACAUCGGUGAGGUGAACCUGGGAGGGAUAUAUUUGUUACCUCGUCAAUAAUCAGCAGUGGUGGUGCUGUGAGGGAGACACUAGGGCGUGUGUUACCUUGCAUAUUACAUUAGUGUACCCUCAAAUUAUACCAAGAUCUUGUUCCAAGGAGGACUGAGCACACCUUGGUAACGUCUUAGCAUCAGUGGAGUGAACCUUAGAUGGGAUAUCUGCCUUUAAGGUUGCUGUUAGUGUUGUAGUUCUCACAAGGGUGAGGACCUUCCUCUUGACUGUGUUAAGAGGGCAUCUUGACCUCUUGUGUUGCACACACUGUACCUGGUAUUAUGACCAUCUCGCAGCAAGAAUACUUUGUCGUAGAUGAAGUGUACAAACCUGGUAGUGUCGUUAUAAUUUCGGGAAGUCUCUCCAGCAUACGUCUCUGGACUCUAAUACCUUCUUGCCCAAUAAACCAGCCAAGACAUUUUUAACUUACAAGUGAACUGUAGUAAUUUUUUGAUGUCUUCACACUACUGAAGAAAUACCACAAGAGCUUAUUUCACUCCAGCAAGAAAAGAAAUACUGAAUAUUUUAGCUUCAAGCCAAUCUGAUUUAUACAUUAUUACCUCAACUAAAAUACAGUAGUAUUAAGUUUACGAAGCGUAUUGAAGAAAUUAUUAACAACAGAAUACUACAAAUUAGCCGCUGUCUUAAGCACUUGGAUCAAAAACUGGUAUCAAGUAAGCCUCAAAAUGAAGCUGCUGCCAGAAUCUUCAGGGUUUGAGGCCAUCAACAACGCUCUCAACAUUGAAACUGUUGAUGGCAGCAUAAUGGGCAGACUGGAAAGUUACUCAUGCAAGAUGGUGGGUCAAGAGAAGGCACUGUACAAGAGGUUCCACAGUUUCUCUGGCAUGAAUGACCUUCAGGCACUUUCGCCACCUCAGUCCAUGGAUGGGGCAUCAUCGCCACAUUCCCUUAAUAAUAUGAUGGAGUGCCAAUUCUGGCCUCAACUGUCAAGUGUAAGAUUUGUUCCCAGGAGUUUGCAAAGCAGUGGAGGUGAAGACAGUCCACUGGAAGAUAAGAUCAACCGCAAGACACUCUUUUACCUGAUAUCCACCCUCAAUGCAGCCUUCUACCCAGACUAUGAUUUCAGUAAUGCUUCAUCUCAAGAAUUUUCUCGGGAACCUUCUUUGGAGGUAAGUGAUGUUGAAUAUCAUGUAAUGAAUGAAUAAUCUUUCAUUACUACACUGGCAUAAAGUAAUUAACAAACCCAAAAGUUUCAGGAAUAACAAAAGGUACCAUUUGGUUCUGUGUUGUGUGUUAAAACUGAAGAUGGUAUCAUAUUUGGUUUGAAUUAAGGAAGAGUUGAGGUAGUGUGUUAGAUCAUACUGAAGGAUGAUUUGAAUAGACUGAUGCCAUGGCUGGUGUGUGUGUGGGGAAGUACCCUGGCUCGUGUGUUCUUUCUUGAAUUUUAUCAUGUUUCUCACCUUCUUUACCAAAGGGCUGGCACUAGGAGCUUUCUUUGGCCCAUGGUGGCUUAUUUAGCAGUUGCAAGCACAAAUAACAAUGGAUUAUUACAAAAUGUGUCGUAUGAAUGCAUGGAGUGAUGGUCACUGACCAAUAAACUGGGAAUGGUGUGUGGGGCGCCUUUGUGUGACGUAGACAUUGGGAGACCACUCGUACACGUUUUGGACAAGCAACGAAUGGCGAGGCAAAUUACGAACCGCGAGGCUGUUUUGAUGAAAAAAGUUGUCGAAAGUUAAAAUUUACAAAGCUGUAUUCCAUUCCUUUUUGUGCUUGCAACUGCUAAAUAAGCCACCAUGGGCCCAAAGAAAGCUUCUAGUGCCAGUCCUUUGGUAAAGAAUGUGAGAAACACAAUAGAAUUCAAGAAAGAAAGAAACUGCAAAAUAUGAAAGUGGCGUGCGUGUGGCCCAUCUUGCCAGGAUGUAUGGGAAGCCUCAUACAAUCAUCGCUUCCAUUGUGGUGAAGAAAAAGGAAAUCAAGGAAGCUGUUGUUGUGAAAGGGGUAGAUAUGCUUACAAAAAAGAGAUUGCAAAUACUCGAAGAUGUUCAGAAUUUGUUGUUGGUGUGGAUCAACCAAAAUCAGUUAGCAGGAGAUAGUGUUAUGCAGUCAAUAAUUUGUGGAAAGGCAAAACAGUUGCAUGCUGAUCUCGUAAAGAAAAUGCCUGGAUCGAAUGCUGAUGUUAGUGAAUUUAAGGCCAGCAAAGGCUGGUUUGAGAGACUCAAGAAGCAAAGUGGCAUACACAGUGUGGUAAGGCAUUGUGAGGCUGCAAGUUCUGACAAAUGUGCGGCUGAAAAAUUCGUGCAGGAAUUCAAGGACUAUGUAGAGGCUGAAGGGUUCAUCCCCCCAACAAGUGUUCGGUUGUGACGAAACAGGCCUCUUUUGGAAGAAAAUGCCAGAGAGGACUUGCAUCACACAGGAGGAAAUGGCACUGCCAGGACACAAGCCUAUGAAAGACAGGCUAACUCUCAUGUUCUGUGGUAAUUCUAGUAGGGAUUUCAAAGUGAAGCCUUUACUGGUGUAUCACUCUGAAAAUCCCAGAGUGUUCAAGAAAAAGUGUCGCCAAGAGUAAAUUGUGUGUGAUGUGAAAAGCUAACAGUAAGGCAUGGGUUGCAAGGGAAAUUUUCCUUGAUUGGUUCAGUGAUGUGUUUGGCUGAAGUGUGAAGAAAUACCUCCUGGAAAAUAAACUGCCACUCAAGUGCCUCCUGGUAAAAGACAAUGCUCUUGCUCAUCCUCCAGACUUGGAUGACCAAAUGGUGGAGGAGUUUAGUUUCAUCACAGUGAAGUUCUUUCCCCCUAAUACCACUCCUCUCAUCCAGCCGAUGGACCAGCAGAUCAUUUCAAACUUCAAAAAACUCUACACGAAAGCCAUGUUUCAAAGGUGCUUUGAUGUGACACACUCAAUUGACCCUAAGAGAGUUUACUUCAGUAUCUUCCAUUGCAUAACCCUUAUAGAUAAGGCUUGGCAGGGAGUGACUUUCAGGACUUUGAACUCUUCUUGGAGAAAAUUGUGGCCAGAUUGUGUCCUCAAGAAAGAUUUUGGAGGGUUUGAGGCUGACCCUGACAACCCUAUGCCAGUUGUGGAAUCUAUUGUGGCAUUGGGGAAUUCCAUGGGGUUGGGUGUGACUGGCUAGGAUGUAGAAGAGUUGGUGGAGUACCACAAUAAAGAGCUAACUGAAGAGGUGCAAGACCUUCAUCUGCAACAGCAACAGACCACAACUCAGGAAAUUGAGUCAUCAGAGGAGGAGGAAGAGAGAGAUGGAAGAAGGUGCCUUCUUCAAGGAUUAACCCUUUGAGGGUUUUGGUCGUACUAGUACGUCUUAUGCGUAGGGGUUUUUGACGUACUAGUACGCAUAAAUUCUAGCGGCCUCAAAUCUCGCGCGAAAAGGCUGGUAGGCCUAGGUGUGAGAGAAUGGGUCUGCGUGGUCGGUGUGCACGGUAGAAAAAAAAUCUGGGACCCAGUGGUGCAUUGUGGGAAUGCCCUCUUAGUAAACAAUGUCCACCAUGCCUCACGGUAAGAAGCUCCUCACUCCUCGGCGAAUUGGGACACUUUUGUUCCCCAGUGACAGUUCUAAUAGUGAUGGAAGUGCCAGUGAAGAUGAGUUUCAUGGUUUUAGUAAGGUUUUGACUGAAACUAAUGACCAUAAUAUCGGUAAUAGUGAAGAAAACCCAGACGACCCUCAGCCUUCCACCUCUGGUGCUGGGCCCUCGUGUUCACGUUCAGUUGUUCCAGAACCCAAGAGGAAACUUCUAUUUUCCCAAAUCCCAGACUCGGAUGAGAGCAUGGGUGAUGAUAGUGAUAGUGAAUAUGAACUACAAGCUCUUCAAACUAGUUCCAGUAGUGAUAGUGAAGUGCAAUAUUCCCCAGUGAAGCGUCAGUAUAUACGACGAUAUAUGCGCUCUGGUAGUGUGCCAUAUGUUAUACCAAGGGGAAGGAGUGUAUCUCGGAGUACAUCCCGUGGCUGUACAACAGGAACAGACAGUGAAAAUGACGAAGAUACUGUUGCAAUUGGGAUGGAAAAUGUGCGUGGUGGUAGUGGUGCCGGCGGUGAGGCACCAGCAGUGGGCCAUGCUGCCACCCACGCCGCUGCCUCAGCUGAUCUAGAACAAAGGCCACCAUCCCCCACUCACCCACCACACCAGCCUCCACAACCACAACCACAACCUCCACAACCACAACCACCUGUCAUUGUCAGUACCCACCAGCAGACCGCACCUGGGAUUGGCAGGAAGCUGUCAAUUUUGUUCCAAAUCCCCACCAGUUUGAUGACAGCCAAAGUGGAAUACGGCCAUCUUGUGCACUUGGGAACAAUGCCACUGAACUGGAAUGUUUCGAGUUAUUCUUUGACGAACCACUGAUGAAAAGUAUUGUCAUGGAAAGCAACACAUACUACGAGUACACCAUGGCAAACACAUUACUUUCACCAAAAUCACGUCUACACCAGUGGAAGGAGGCAACUGUGGCUGAGAUGUAUCUUUUCUUUGCCACAAUAAUGCUUAUGCCACAUGUGUAUAAGCACAAAGUGAAAUCAUACUGGUCAACAGACCCCCUGAUUGCAACACCAGGUUUCAGUGAUAUAAUGCCAGUGAAUCAAUUUGUGCUAAUGUUACGUAUGCUUCACUUCUCAGAUAAAACCAGGCCUGACAGAACUGACAGGUUAUAUAAGAUUAGGAAUGUGUUUGUGUAUCUGAAACAGAAAUUCAGUACGCAUUUUUAUCCCUUCAGGAAGCUUGUAAUUGACGAGUCUUUGAUUCUGUUCAAAGGAAGACUCUCUUUCAAGCAGUACGUACCAAGCAAGAGGAAACGCUUUGGUAUAAAGUUGUUUGUGCUUUGUGAUUGUUACAGUGGUCUGGUAUUGGAUAUUAUUGUGUACACUGGAAGUUAUACAUUGCAAAAUACAGGAAGUUAUUGGGCAUCUCAGGUGAUGUGGUUCGAACAAUGAUAGAACCAUACCUUGGUAAGGGGCAUAUAUUAUAUGCAGAUAACUGGUACACAAGCCCCUCACUCAGUGAUUUUUUGCGAGUGAACAUGACAGAUGUGUGUGGCACAGUGCAUGCAAAUCGAAAACAUAUGCCCAGGUUUGACGCUGGCACUCGUAGAGGUGAGGUGCAGGCAUUUGCUGCCAAUGACAUCAUGGCAUUUCGGUGGCAUGACAAACGAGAUGUCACACUGUUGUCAUCAAUUCACCCUAAUGAAAUGGCAGACAGUGGCAGGCAGCAUAGAGAGAGAAAUGAACCCAUUCUAAAACCUGCAGCUGUGAUUGAUUACACCUUCAACAUGCGUUCAGUGGACAAAUUGCUGAUUGUGUUCACAAGAGUUAUAAGUGGUACAUCAAACUGUUUUUCCAUCUUCUGGACAUUUCCAUGCUCAAUGCUUAUAAUAUGUAUAAGAUGAGCACCAGAAACAAACCACAGUACGGCGAAUUCUGUUUCUGUCAUCAGACAAAUAGUAUUCAAGUACCAAGGAACAGCACCUGCAAUUGACCGCCCACCAAAUUAUCAACAACUACUUGCUCGUCUGAAGCAUGGUGAUCACUUCCUGGUAAAACUGCCUGCUACUGCUUUGAAGAAAAAGGCUCAGAAGAGGUGUUACGUCUGUGCACAUACAAAAAAACGCACUCAACAACGCAGAGACACUCGUUUUAUGUGUGAGGAGUGCAAACCUCCACUGUGCAUGACACCAUGUUUCAAAGAGUUCCACAGGCUUCAGAACUUCUAGAAACAUUCCCUGUGACUGUAUAUGUGUAUAUAAAAUAUAGAAAAAAUAGUAAUAAACAACAUUUCAUAUCGUUUGUUUGUGUAAAUAUUUUCUGUAAACAAAAUAAUGACAAUAGUGUUUACGCCCUUAUUGUGUAGUAUUGAAAAAGAAAUAACUUACAAAAUACUGAUCAUGUUGGCCUCAGAGGCCAUAAAAGUUACUCAGAAAAAGAAAAAUUGAAAAAUAAUUGAAAAUAGUACAUAAAAAAGUAAAUAGAAAAAUACCGGGUGACGGCAGUCGGCGAUGUUACCAUAUGUUGUUCAAUUUUGGCAAAUUUCACGCCUCCAUAUCUCGGUAAGUAUUGACGUUAAAAUUUUUUUGUUUAGCCUAUAAUGUUUAGAAAAAAAAACUAUUUUUUCAUAAGAAAAAAUAAUUUUUUUUUUUUUUUUAAAUUUGGCCGACCCUGAGAACGAGUUUCGGAGAGGGCCUGUCGACCCUCAAAGGGUUAAGGACAUUUGUGCAAAGUGGAGUGAGGUGCAAAUGUUUGUGGAGGAACAUCACCCUGACAAAGCUGUUGCAAGCCGUGUUGGCAACAUGUACAAUGACAAUGUCUUGUCCCAUUUUAGGCAAAUUUUAAAGAGAAGCCUGAAACAAAGCUCUCUAGAACAAUUAUUUGAGUGACAGGGGUCCAGUGACUCUCAAGCUGGUCCUAGUGGCAUUAAAAAACAAAGAAGGGAAGUAACCCCAGAUAAGGACUUGGUACCUUAAGUCUCUUUGGAAAGGGAUUCCCCUUCCAAACAAUUGUGUAACUUCUCCAUCCUCUCCCCUCCUCCUGUCUUCAUACACCAACAAGAGUCUCCAAUGAAGGUAAGUGUGAUGUUAUUAUUGUUUUAUACUAGAUGUCUCAUUGUUUUCUCUAUGUAAAUCUAUAUUUAAUGUAAAAAAAAUAUUUUUUGUUAAUACUUUUGGGUGUUUGGAACGGAUUAAUUGGAUUUACAUUAUUUCUUAUGGGGAAAAUGGUUUUGCCAUUCGUAAAUUUUGCCUUUCAUCAAACUCUCUGGAAUGGAUUAAUUACGAAAUUUGAAACCCACUUUGUUGUUUCAUGGAAAGAAAUUUGUUAGCUAUUGCAUUCUUGUUAUUUAGUAAUUAUCUGUUUGUCAUUGUUUGUUUGUAGUUUGCAUGAGCAGAGCUAAGCCUGUGGUGUCCUAUCUUUAGUUUGUAAUCUAUAGUAUUGUAUUAUAAUUCUUUUUAAUUAUCAUUGGUUUAACCCCUCUUGUGUCAGUGCCGUAAUAUUAUGGCUUUGAAGCCAGUGUUGGUCCCAUGAUACUACGCCAAAAUUCUAGUGACUUCAGAUCUUGCGGGAGAAAGCUGGUAGGCCUACAUAUGAGAGAGUGGGUCUGUGUGGUCAGUGUGCACAGCAUAAAAAACAUCCUGCAGCAAGCAUUGCAAAAUGAGAAAAAACUACGACUGUUUUUGGUUUAAAACAACUUUGCAGUGUAUUUUCAUACGGUAUUUAUGGUUGUAUUCUCUUUCUUUUUUUUAUCUCAUUAAUAGAAUGGAAGAUAUAUUACAGAAAUAGAGGUAAUUUUAAAUGGUUUACCAACUAAAAGUAGCUUGAAGUUGAACUCAAAGUAGCAGAAAUGUUUGAUUUUUGACUAUGUUCAAGAGUGAACAGCUCACGUCUCGCAUCCAAUGCACGUCAACUGGUGGGUCUAAUGUGCAUUCACAAAUGUGCUGAUAUUAUUUAUACAAUUAUUACAAUUAUGCAAUAGUCUGAAUAACAGUAAAUCAUCUACUUUUUGUGUGAAUAAAAAUUCAAAAUGAAAAGCAAGCAUAAUAUAAGAGGGGCCUGGAGACGUGACUAAUAAACAGAACAAAUGUUAUUUUAGUGCCAAGAAUGUCUGCAUUGUUCAUUCUGGACACUAUUUUGAAAUUGGCCUGUUUUGAAUUUUGUGUGAUAUUGGCCAAAUUUGUAAUUUCUGAUCACCUUUUUUUUGUGUAGUUGAAAUAGGAAAAUGGGCAGUUUCUUGUACUCAGUUGAUAGAAUAAAGUAAAAGUAUAGUUUAUUUCUUUGUAAAGGUUACAAUGUGUAAUUGCAAUUUUUGACUUGCUAAGUACAAAGAUAGUUACUAACAUGCCAAGGCAUUUUGGGCAGACUAACCCUAUGCAUAGUAACUAAUUAAAACUAGAUAAGAUAAUGGUACAUAGUAACUAUACUUAAAACUAGACAAGUAGUAGUGGUUAACUGUUUUACAGUCUUAUUUAAACUUAAUGCAAAUGUGAGGUAGUAAGGUAGAAUAGGGUUCGGUAAAAUAAUCUUGAAAUUGCACACAAAAUCUACCUUUCAAGUAAUGGUACAGGUGGUAAUAUUUUAUGGAUUGGCAGAAUUAAAAGCCUGGAGGUCACAUAGUGUAAAGUAAAAGGACACAAGCGCAACUAAUGUGACAUUUUUAUUGUGGCAACGUUUCGCUCUCCAGGAACUCUGUCAAGCUCCUGGAGAGUGAAACUGCCACAAAAAUGUCACAUUAGUUGCACUUGUGUCCUUUUACUUUACAUAUUGUCGGUAAUUCUACCAGCAAUAUUACAGGUUAUAUAAUAAAACUAGUUAGCAGGUGUUUUGGUUGAUUUGGUUAAUAUUGAGAGAUAAGAUGAUUUUUUAGCAAAG
Molecule: messenger RNA, 8497 nt
Organism: Cherax quadricarinatus
Lineage: Eukaryota; Metazoa; Arthropoda; Malacostraca; Decapoda; Parastacidae
Source: RefSeq, a predicted model, not a curated record